Messenger RNA from Dinoponera quadriceps, 3941 nucleotides. Its product is annotated as coagulation factor VII. Gene Ontology annotation, biological process: proteolysis. Gene Ontology annotation, molecular function: serine-type endopeptidase activity. NCBI's taxonomy places the organism in Eukaryota, Metazoa, Arthropoda, Insecta, Hymenoptera, Formicidae. The record is from RefSeq and is a predicted model, not a curated record. The transcript is spliced from 11 exons. Bases 1734 to 3380 code for a protein of 548 amino acids.
UUCCUCUCUCGCGCGUGUAUCUCGUCAGUCGGCCUGGAGCCACGUGCGUGCGCUCUCUCGAACGGCUCCCGCAUGGGACAUACAUUGGACAGCUUCGUAUCGCGCCGGACGAGCCGCGCGACCGAUCCUCCCGCAGCGGCCGAUGACAGAUGAACGUCUUCGGCGCGAACUUGGUGCAGAGAAGAGGAAGAAGAAGAAGAUCGCAGGGCAGAUCGUGAAGGGCGAAAGAAGAAGAGGAGGAGGAGGAGGAAGGAGAAGAUUGCACUGCUGCGCGGCCGCUUCCCGGUUCAUUCGUCUCCGCUCUUCAUUUAUCAGCGAGCCGAGAAAGCCGGGAACCCCUUCUUCGCACCGAAGAAGCAAUUCGAGCCGCCGAAUCCAAGAGAUAUCAGUGAGACACUUCUUGAUAAUAAGCAGCGCGAUCCUCGACGAGGAAGAUGAUGGACAAUCGUUCGACGCGACAAUCGGACGACGGACGAAGUAUCGUCCGCGGGAGAUGAAGAAGAAUCCACUGCUCCUGCGGAUUAACUCUCAUCGAGAGGCCAAGGCUGCUCGAUGCGAGCUGCCGGGUGAGAUCGCGAGACACUUGGCUGUUUCGAGCCCGACGAAUCGCGUAUAACUCGGCGUGUAUCCGGGCCCAAAAGUCGGAUUCGCGGAUUCGAGAUCGGCGGUCCGCGAGGACUCACGAUUCGCACUUUGAGCACCGGAGCAGAAGCGAAAUACAGCGCGCAGGUUCGUCGAUCCUCGGGCUCUCCUGCGCCGCGGUAUGAUCCACGCCAAUAGCGGCGUGGCUUCGGGGAAGAACAAAGAUAUCGCCGCGAGCUGAGAGCGCGAGACUAGACUUAGGUGGCUCAAAGGUGAAGACAGACGGUCGGGAAGUCGGGGGGAACUAAAAAUACCAGCCGGGCCCGAGCGAGCGCACGCGGCGGCCCCCGUCGCCGUAUAUUCCUACGCUGGACAAUUUUACCGGCUGGAGCGGAGCAAUAUCUCUCCAUGAGGGACAAGGCGAGCCUUUAAUCCCUCGCGGUCGUGGAUCGAGCAUCUCGACGCAGCGUCGUCAGCGCGAAGAGAGCUCGUUGACGGAUCGGACGCAUUCGCGCUCCUUCGACUUCGGCUGCUGUACUUCGCGCGCUACUCGCUCGUCGUCGACGGUUACCGCUGUAAAAGUUCACACCGCAUCGAGGCCUGCACCGGGUAUCGUCGGUAGGAAACUGAGACUCCGAGGCCUUCCUUCACUCGAACCGCCGAGAGAAUCGGCCUUGAUCGACGGACCUGUUCGCGCCUGGCGAAACUUGGGGCUAUUUAUUCUUUCCGCCACGGUGUGCACACCGGGCGCUCCAGAUCGCCAUCCGGCAGAACACGCGUCCAAGAGCCGGCCAGUGUCAAGGCCAGGAGGCUGUCGCGGCGGAAGGUCGUCGACGGAGGAGGAUCGGUCGGUCGGCUCGCUGCUUGUCGAGUCUCGUGGAGUCCUCGCUCGUCCGUACAUACGUACAUCGGCGGUAUUUUACGGCGCAGUUGUUUGAAAUUCUUUGCGUGGAGUCGCGCGCCCGUAUUUAUAGACCCCGUGCGCGCGCGCGCGCGCGACGACGACGCGGUACGUAGGGCCGUGAACGCGCGCUCACGCGCUCCUCUCGGUAGGUAGGUAGGUUAGCGGUGAAUAGGUAACGCGGGGUACCGUGGAACACACGCCGAGCCGAGACAGCGGCCAGCGAGCGGCACGUUGCGAUCAUGACGCGAUGCAUCCGCGACGGGAGUACCGGCCUGCCUCCUCCUCCGCCGCGACGAGCAGCACGUCCCCGGGCUCGCCGAACUGUCUGCGUCGCCGUCUGCGAGCCGUCCGUCUCACGGGCAUGACCGCCACCCUCACCGGCGCCGCGACCAUCCUCCGAGUCUUCGUCGUCCUGCUCGCGCUCGGCCACGCGGCCGCCGCCGGGGACCCGAAUGAGAACAACACGUUCGUCUUCGGGGUGAAGGCCGACACAGGUUGCCUCCGUUUGGUCGAUCGACUGUCUGCCGUGAAGCAUUUACCAAAGAAUAGAGCGGCGAAGCCGUCACACUUCACGGGCUGGAGUGAGUGGUCGGUGUGCGACCGGCAUUGCACGCAGAACCGCGUCAAGAGGUGCCGGUCGAGGGAAGUUUGCGGAACUACUGUACUUAGGGAGGAGCGCGGCUGCGAGCACAACAGGGAGGGACGACGAAGACGGUGCAAGCAACGCCAACGUUGGGGACAUCGACGAAGGGACGAGAGGUUCCACGUCGUCCAACAGGUACCGAAGGAAGCGGAGCCCAGACAAGGCAAACGCAGGGGGAAGGACACCAAGGAGCACCCCGGAGGUUUUUACGGAAAAUGGAGCAAGUGGUCACCGUGUACAAGAUUGUGCACCACGCAACGUCACAGAUGGUGCAGAAAGCCCGGUAUCUGCGGCCGCGACGUCAUACGGGAGAGCGCCUACUGCUACGUCGAGGGUAGCUUCUGCCAGAAAUGGAUCCAUCGGAAGAUUCGCGGCAGCCACGAGGAGGACGGCGACGACUCGGUGUUGGACGAGUUCGAGCUCAAUCCCAACACCGUGGACGGCUUCGCGCCGGAGAAGAACCCGAACAUUUGGAAAUGCGGGGUGACGAAUUCGCAUAAAGGUUCCCGAUUGUCGUACUUCACCCGAAUCAUCGGCGGUCGCCCGACUACGCCUGGGAGCUGGCCGUGGCAAGUGGCUGUGUUAAAUCGAUUUCGGGAAGCCUUUUGCGGCGGAACAUUGGUGUCUCCGAAAUGGGUACUGACCGCAGCGCAUUGCAUCAGGAAACGUCUGUACGUGCGCAUCGGAGAGCACGAUUUGACGGUGAAGGAAGGCACGGAAUUAGAGCUUAGGGUGGACUCCGUGACCAUUCACCCAGAGUACGACGCAGAUACUGUCGACAACGACAUAGCUCUGCUUCGUUUACCAGUUACCUUGACCCCGUCCGCGUCAAAGGGAAUUGCGUGUCUGCCUGCGCCGAAGCAGCCCUUGCCUACGAAUCAUUUGUGCACUAUUAUUGGCUGGGGCAAGUCCAGCGUGACGGACGACUUCGGCACAGAUGUGCUUCACGAAGUCAGAGUUCCGAUAGUGUCUCCCGAAACCUGUCGGGAGGUUUACGUGGACUACAGAAUCACGGACAACAUGUUCUGCGCCGGUUACCGCCGCGGAAAAAUGGACUCUUGCGCAGGCGAUAGUGGGGGACCUUUGCUCUGCAGAGAUCCCCGGAAAGCCGAUCACCCGUGGACGAUUUUUGGUAUCACUAGUUUCGGUGAGGGUUGCGGCAAACGUGGUAAAUUCGGCAUUUAUGCCAGACUGCCGAAUUACGUGCGCUGGAUAACGCGAGUGAUGAAGCAAGCGGACGAGUACAUUUAGGGAGGCACCCAAAAUUUUGGUUCUACUUGGUUUCUAACCGAACAGAUUUCGUCGAACUCUGAACUGUCGAUCGAGAACACUCCCUGUACAAGUUGUACCUGAGUCGAAAUUUUGGAACUAUAUUAAUCUUUUUCUCAAUGUACGUUGAUCUUUCAAGUUGAACAAAAUGUACAGGAAGGGCGAUUGACUAAAAUUUGUAGAACCAACAUUUUAGCUCGGCACUCGACGCGCAUUGUAAUUAUAAUUAGUGUUCGUGCGUAAAUCAAGGAUAAAAAGUAGAAGAUAUAACAGAAGAUAUAAACGGUCGUGAUACGAUUUUCUAAUUAUAUUUCGACCUGUUAUAAACCUGUUAUAAAAGCAAUCCGUAAAAUUUGCGAUAUUAAAUGUUUGAGAGCACUAAAACAUAGGCUAAUCGUGUUGCGAUUUGCCAUUACAAUCGUUGAGUUGCUACACGACACACUUCGCUCUCUUCGGAGUCGCGUUUAUGCCGUUUUGUAUGAGAAAUCGGGGAAUGAAGUGUAAUUUUUGCAAGAAAUUAACGAAGUUUAUAAUACAUACGUA